CGGAGGAUUUCGGGGGAUUCUGGUAUUAACGGAUAAUUCGGUAUUUCUACACACCGAGUAAGGUCGAUCCAAAAUGGCAGCCUUGAACUUGAGGAGGCUCAUAUCGCCAAAGGCAUUGACUGGAUGUCGGCGAAGUUUGAGCACAACAGCGUCAUGCAAGGCACAGAGCAUGACGGUGCGAGAUUCUCUCAACAUGGCCAUGGAUGAGGAGAUUGCCAGGGACCCAAAGGUUUUCCUGAUGGGAGAAGAGGUGGCGGAAUACGAUGGAGCCUAUAAGGUGUCAAAGAAUCUCUGGAGGAAAUACGGCAAUUCCAGGAUAAAGGACACUCCUAUCACAGAGAUGGGCUAUGCAGGAAUAGCGGUCGGUGCAGCCAUGGCAGGUCUUCGACCAAUCUGUGAAUUUAUGACUUUCAACUUCUCUAUGCAGGCUAUAGAUCAUGUUAUUAACUCGGCAGCUAAAACCUACUACAUGUCAGCUGGAACUGUUCCUGUUCCGAUCGUGUUCCGUGGCCCUAACGGCGCAGCGCUAGGUGUGGCGGCCCAGCAUUCCCAGUGUUUCGCAGCCUGGUACAGCCACUGUCCUGGACUCAAGGUCGUCUCCCCCUACUCCAGUGAGGACUGCAAGGGCCUCCUCAAGUCUGCCAUCAGGGACCCAAACCCAGUUGUCUGCCUGGAGAAUGAGAUCAUGUACGGUGUGCAGUUUGAGAUGUCAGACCAGGCCUUGGACAAAGACUUCCUCAUUCCCAUCGGAAAGGCCAAAAUAGAGCGAGCAGGGAAGCAUAUCACACUGGUGUCCCACUCCAAGUUUGUUGGUACAUGUCUGGAUGCAGCCAACGAGUUGGCAGGGAUUGGUGUUGAAUGUGAGGUUAUCAACCUGCGCACAAUCCGACCAAUGGAUGAUGAGACAAUCUUCAAAUCAGUGAUGAAGACACAUCAUCUGGUGACAGUGGAGGGUGGCUGGCCACAGAGUGGCAUUGGGGCCGAGAUUGUUGCCCGUGUAAUUGAAAGUCCAGCCUUCAACUACCUGGAUGCCCCUAUUAUAAGAGUGACCGGUGCAGAUGUACCCAUGCCGUACGCCAAACUACUGGAGGAUCAUGCUCUACCACAUCCCAUCAACGUUACUAGAUCUGUUAAAAAAGUCCUCAAUAUUAAGUAAUGGUGGUGAAUAUUAGCCACCCUGGAUGAAAGAGUUGUGAUAAAGCAAUGUGGACGAAUUAUUAUCAUGAAAUACUCGAUGACAAAAAUAUAUUAUUCGGUAGUAGUUGUGGGGUAUCCGUAUUCGGUUAGUAAAUUCUGGGGUAUCAGAAGCUUCACUGAUAUAAAAUACCUUGGAACAUGUUUUGGGAUCGAUGUAAUUUAGAACAUAUUUGUCUAUUUAUUGACAGGGUUUUGUUUGAGAAGUUGGUAGUGAGACUUUUUUGUAUGCUGUAGAUCUGUGUUUCCUAAAGUAUCUCUUUAGAAUCAUGUUUUUAGAAAAUUGAACUCAACCAUUUUCCCAUAGAGUAGGUGCGUUUUUCCUACUUACAAGUUUAAUUAACGUUUUGUUAAAUAAACAAUUAGAUAAUAACACUGUUUGGGUAACCUUUGUGUAUGUCUAUAGUGAAAGUAAGUUUUUUCAUGACAUAAAAUUAUACAAACUAAGUUGUUUUUUUCAUUUGUACAUUGUUUUUCAGUUUCUAACAAACAGUUUUUGUUCAAUGAAAUAUACACAUAAUUUUUCUUUUCUUUUGAGAUGAAAGGUAAAGACGCACUUUGUAGGUAGCAGGCCGGAAUCCUGUAAUGCAACUUAAUAAGAUGUAGAACCUUGUUUGUUUCAAAGCCUAGGAAGUGUCUGAAUAUUUAAGAGCUUCUGAUAUUCUAUGUAUUUAGUUUGUUAAUGAAUAAAUGUUAUACACUG
This is a messenger RNA of Dreissena polymorpha, 1897 nucleotides long. Its product is annotated as pyruvate dehydrogenase E1 component subunit beta, mitochondrial-like. NCBI's taxonomy places the organism in Eukaryota, Metazoa, Mollusca, Bivalvia, Myida, Dreissenidae. Bases 74 to 1156 code for a protein of 360 amino acids. The transcript is spliced from 12 exons. Gene Ontology annotation, biological process: pyruvate decarboxylation to acetyl-CoA. The record is from RefSeq and is a predicted model, not a curated record. Gene Ontology annotation, molecular function: pyruvate dehydrogenase (acetyl-transferring) activity.